GCUAGUUUAUCAAAAUUUACGAUAAAAUUGAAACACUACUACUAAUACUAUAUUUAUCAUAUAAGAAGUGUAUUUCCUUGCUAAAUUAUAAAAACGUUAAAUAAAAAAAAUAUUCCCAUUUAAGAAAUCCAGAAUCCGACCUUUUAAUGCUUUAUAAUUUAUUGCUAAUAGUAAUAGCCCGCGUUAUUUUUUCGUGCAUCAAAAAGUUUAAAGUGAAUAAUAAAAAUACUAAAUAUACACUGUUUUAUGUAAUAAAUAAGUGUUAUGAUUCACAUAUUCAAAUACAUAUUGUAAUUACAGAUAGAUAGAAAGAUGAUGGAUAGGUAAAUUUACGCCAUCGACGAACUUGUCGAUUUGACGUUUUGAUCGCUGAGAGGUAGUAAGUAGCACAGAAAUCUAAAGACUUAAAAUAAUCGUGCGUUAGCAGUGAGUGUUGUCACUAUUGGGUUUGUUAUUUGGAGAAAUAUACCGAGAAGGCUUGAAACUCUGCAGGGAUGUUAAUUUCAAAGACAGUACCCUGCUUCCUUUACUUUGCUAUACAUAUCUGUACAAUAGAAUGUGAUCCUUCACCUCAUAGUCAUAUUCAAUCUAAAGGACAGAAACUGCACAGAGAGCGAGAAGAAGAUGGUUCAUUUAGCCCAAGUGAUUAUCAUCAUUACAAAGAAGGAAAACACCAAUCCGAAUUUGAUCAUGAAGCUAUCAUUGGAAACCGUCGUGAUGCUGAAGAAUACGACCAUCUUAGUCCUAAAGAGUCUCAGACUCGUCUUAGUGUUCUAGUUAAUAAGAUGGACAGAGAUCAAGAUGGGCUUGUUGAUAAGAAAGAACUUACACAGUGGAUUCAGAGGUCAUUCAAAAUGUUAACAGAAGAAGAAGGACAAGAACGAAUGGAAGAAGAAGAUAAAAAUGAGGAUGGAAAAGUUACAUGGAAAGAGCAUAUAGCUGAAGCUUUUGGAAUUGACUUAGAAACUGAAGAUGAAGAGUUUUCUGAUCAUCUUGGAACUAUUGAAGAAAACCAGAUGAUAAAAGAAGAUCGAAUGCUGUUUAAAGCAGCAGACUUGAAUGGAGAUGGUGUUCUUGAUAAGACAGAGUUUACUGCUUUUGCUAUUCCAGAGGAGUUUAAACACAUGCAUCAAACUCUCUACAAACACACAAUGGAGAAACGAGACACAAGCAAAGAUGGCUAUUUAUCUCUUGAAGAAUAUCUUAAUGAUGGCUCAAAUAAUCCUCCAUCUGUUGGAUCUGAAAAUUAUUUUGUGGAAAAAGAUCGAUUUGAAAAUGAAUUUGAUGUUAAUCGUGAUGGCAAACUUGACCGAGCAGAAGUCUUGAAAUGGCUUGUACCAGAUAACAAUAAAGUGGCAGAGAAUGAAGCUGAUCACCUGAUUGAGGAGUCUGAUGACAACAAAGAUGGAAAAUUAUCAGUUCAGGAAAUUUUAGAUCACCAUGAAAGUUUUGUUGGAAGUGAGGCUACAGAUUUUGGAGAACACUUGUAUAAUACGCACAAGUUUGAUGAUGAGCUCUGACACUUAUUUUUGUGACCUGAGCUGUUAGUGUGACGAUUUUCCAUAUAAAUCUACUCUUUUUGGUCACCAAAUUUCUGUAUUGUUAUUGCCCAUUUAAGAACAAGUUACUCUUUUUUUUUAAGCUUUAAAACAUGUACUUAAAUAAGUAUUCAAUGGUACAAAUUAAACCACUUGUAUCAGCAUAGUAAAUUCUUGGUUGACCUACUUGUAAUUAUAUUUUUACUUCCACACCUUGUAAAUUAAAUCAUCUAUUUUAGUAUGCAUUUUUGUUAUUCUUAUGUCAGAUGAAAUUUUAUUAUUAUAAAUAUGAUUAUAUUGUUAUGUUGGAUAUGAGCUACGGACAUAUACAAUUUAAAGUGUUGAUUGCAUUUAACCUCUUGGUAAAUGUCAUGCAUUAGAUAAACUUAAAUGUCUCGUGUCUCAUCAAAAAUUAAAUACCUUAAUGGGCCUGGCCCCCCUGUGGCACAGCGAUAUGUCUGCGGUCUUAUACUGCUAGAAACUGGGUUUCGAUACCCAUGGUGGGCAGAGCACAGAUAGCCCCUUGUAUAGCUUUUUGCUUGAUAACAAACAACAACAGAAGCAUUAAAGAGCCUGGCAUGUACAGUAUUUUUUUACAAGCAACAGUAGUUUUAUUAUGUAUCUUGACACCAAUGCUGUGCUUGGCCUAUUUAAUCCAUGUAAACCAAUACUUUUCAAUAUAUAUAUAAAAGUAUUUACAACCUUUUCAUUCUCUUAGAAAUUUCCUUUUUUUACCUUACAAUUUUUUUAUGAUCUGAUAAAUUAAACUUUGAUAUAACUCUUGUAUUUUUAACUUUCAUGAAAACCCACUUACCGGCUACAUUCAGUAAUUUGUUAAAACAUGUAAUUUUAAAAGUCUGUCUUUUUAUCUCCUGAACAAUAUUUAUUUCAGGGUGUACAUUAGGUUUAAAAGUAGUAAGUGCUAUGAACAUUAUAACAAUUUCAUUAUUAUAUAAAAAAGAAGUCUGAAGAAAAUAUAUUUUUUUUAUUAAUAACCUUGUUUUAUAUAAAUAGAAUUUAGACACAUUGGUAUUUCUUAUUGUGUUGGUUUCUCAGUGAAUUAAGAAACAUUAUUUAAUGUAUCAUAUUCUAAAAUCACUGUCUUUCAUUAAUAUUUUUGUGCAUAUGUAGAAAUAUUUAUUUUCUUUGUAUGGAGUUUUAUGUUGCAAUGUGCCAAUUGUAUAUAGACGGUUAUGUUUAUUGUCAACACUAGUAACUUUAAUAGACUGCAACUGUCUGUUGAAAGAAAAGGAGACCUGAAGGAAGGCCUCAGUGUAGAAGCUGAAACGUUGUCUCAUUUUCUUUCAACAGGCAGUUGCAGUCCAUUAAAGUUCACAAACAUACCUACUGUCUACUCUGUCUUAAGUUUCACAGAAACAACACGAGUAACUGUCCAAAGUGUUGUGCCAAAUGUAAUAAAAAUGAACUUACAA
This is a messenger RNA of Limulus polyphemus (Atlantic horseshoe crab), 2971 nucleotides long. RefSeq names its product reticulocalbin-2-like. Bases 495 to 1520 code for a protein of 341 amino acids. Gene Ontology annotation, cellular component: endoplasmic reticulum. Gene Ontology annotation, molecular function: calcium ion binding. The record is from RefSeq and is a predicted model, not a curated record. NCBI's taxonomy places the organism in Eukaryota, Metazoa, Arthropoda, Merostomata, Xiphosura, Limulidae. The transcript has 8 exons.